Molecule: messenger RNA, 3687 nt
Organism: Jaculus jaculus (lesser Egyptian jerboa)
Lineage: Eukaryota; Metazoa; Chordata; Mammalia; Rodentia; Dipodidae
Gene: Map3k10
Product: mitogen-activated protein kinase kinase kinase 10
Exons: 10
Coding region: 587-3412 (941 amino acids)
Biological process (GO): protein phosphorylation; positive regulation of apoptotic process
Molecular function (GO): ATP binding; JUN kinase kinase kinase activity; protein binding
Source: RefSeq, a predicted model, not a curated record
CGGAGGAUGGGGACCACCCGACGGCCCUUCGCGUGAAAGAGGCCUAGAGGGGCGUGUCACCCCAUUCCGGGGCGGCCGCCCCGGGCUGGCGGGGGAGGGGCCUUGCCAUCCCCCGCCCGGCCGAGACGCUUGGUCGUGGCCCCGGCGUGGGGGGUGGAGGGGGAGGAUGCAGAGCCGGCGGGGAGACCCCCGGUGCAGGUGCACCGGGUGAGAGGCGCGAGGUGGGGUGGUCGCGAGCUGCCCUCGGCCCCCGCCGGCUGGGCCCCGGCAGUAUUGCCGCAGACCCUCCUGUUUGCAUCCUGUGACCAUCAUUGGGGUGCGGGUGCGAGACGGGGGACAGGUGACCCUGCAGCCCCGACCUGGACAGCUGAAUCCCAGGGCACAGCCCUGUCCUUUUAAAGAAAUUGUUACUGGGAUUCAUUUUAUUUUAUUUUUUAUUGUCAUUUUGAUUUUUUUAAAACCUUGCCCCAGGCAUGGCUCCCAAGAGCCCCCUUGGGCCUGCAAGGACUGACCCCCACCCUGGCCACCGGGGCCCGCCCUCUGCAUCUCGCGGGCAGCCUGCGUGAAAGCCCGGCCCCUCCCCCCCAUGGAGGAGGAAGAGGAGGAGGAGGAGGGGAGGGCGGUGGUGGUAGCCAAGGAGUGGGGCCCGAGCCCCUCGGGACCGGUGUGGACCGCUGUGUUCGACUACGAGGCGGUGGGCGACGAGGAGCUGACCCUGCGGAGAGGGGACCGCGUGCAGGUGCUUUCCCAGGACUGUGCGGUGUCCGGCGAUGAAGGCUGGUGGACCGGGCAGCUGCCCAGCGGCCGUGUGGGUGUCUUCCCCAGCAACUACGUGACCCCUGCUGCCCCAGCCGCACCCGCGAGCCUUCAGCUGCCCAGGGAGAUACCUUUCCAAGAGCUGCAGUUGGAGGAGAUCAUCGGCGUCGGGGGCUUUGGCAAGGUCUAUAGGGCCCUGUGGCAUGGCGAGGAGGUCGCCGUCAAAGCUGCCCGGCUGGACCCUGAGCGGGACCCAGCAGUGACAGCGGAACAGGUGCGCCAAGAGGCCCGGCUCUUUGGAGCUCUGCAGCACCCGAACAUCAUUGCUCUGAGGGGCGCCUGCCUCAACCCCCCAAACCUCUGCCUGGUGAUGGAGUAUGCUCGCGGAGGUGCACUGAACAGGGUGCUGGCAGGUCGCCGGGUGCCCCCUCAUGUACUGGUCAACUGGGCCGUGCAGGUGGCCCGGGGCAUGAACUACCUACACAAUGAUGCCCCCGUGCCCAUCAUCCACCGGGACCUCAAGUCCAUCAACAUCCUAAUCCUGGAGGCCAUUGAGAAUCACAACCUGGCAGACACAGUGCUCAAGAUCACAGACUUCGGCCUCGCCCGUGAGUGGCACAAGACGACCAAGAUGAGCGCCGCGGGGACCUACGCCUGGAUGGCCCCUGAGGUUAUCCGUCUGUCCCUCUUCUCCAAAAGCAGCGACGUCUGGAGCUUCGGGGUGCUGCUCUGGGAGCUCCUGACGGGUGAGGUUCCCUACCGAGAAAUCGACGCCUUGGCCGUGGCAUAUGGCGUGGCCAUGAACAAGCUGACGCUACCCAUCCCCUCCACAUGCCCCGAGCCCUUUGCCCGCCUACUGGAGGAAUGCUGGGACCCCAACCCACAUGGGAGACCAGGUUUCGGCAGCAUCUUGAAGCGGCUUGAAGUCAUCGAACAGUCUGCCCUGUUCCAGAUGCCUCUGGAGUCCUUCCACUCUCUGCAGGAGGACUGGAAGCUGGAGAUCCAGCACAUGUUCGACGACCUCCGGACCAAGGAGAAGGAGCUGCGCAGCCGCGAGGAGGAGCUGCUGCGAGCCGCCCAGGAGCAGCGCUUCCAGGAGGAGCAGCUGAGGCGGCGGGAGCAGGAGCUGGCCGAGCGCGAGAUGGACAUCGUGGAGCGCGAGCUGCACCUGCUCAUGUCCCAGCUGAGCCAGGAGAAGCCCAGAGUGCGCAAGCGCAAGGGCAACUUCAAGCGCAGCCGCCUGCUGAAGCUGCGGGAAGGCGGCAGCCACAUCAGCCUGCCCUCGGGCUUCGAGCACAAGAUCACAGUACAGGCCUCCCCAACUCUGGACAAGCGGAAAGGAUCCGACGGGGCCAGCCCGCCUGCCAGCCCCAGCGUCAUCCCCCGGCUGAGGGCCAUUCGCUUGACUCCCGUGGACUGUGGUGGUGGCACCGGAGGCAGUGGGACCUGGAGCCGCAGUGGGCCCCCAAAGAAAGAAGAACUGGUUGGAGGCAAGAAGAAGGGCCGGACGUGGGGCCCCAGUUCUACCUUGCAAAAGGAGCGGGCUGGAGGAGAAGAGAGGCUCAAAGCCCUGGGGGAGGGAAGCAAGCAGUGGUCCUCCAGUGCCCCCAACCUCGGCAAGUCCCCCAAGCACACCCCCAUGGCCCCCGGCUUUGCCAGCCUCAAUGAGAUGGAGGAGUUCGCGGAGGCCGAGGGAGGCAGCAGCGUGCCCCCGUCCCCCUACUCCACCCCGUCCUACCUCUCCGUGCCCUCCCCGGGCGCCUGGGAGCCGCCCCCGCCGCCCGCCCGCCCGGGGCCCUGCGCUCGGCGGCGCUGCGACCUGGCCCUGCUGGGCUGCGCGUCGCUGCUGGGCGCCGUGGGCCUGGGCGCCGACGUGGCCGGGGCGCGGGCGGCCGGGGCCGGGGCGGACGAGGAGCAGCGGCGCUGGCUGGACGGGCUCUUCCCCCGCGCCGGCCGCUUCCCGCGGGGCCUCAGCCCGCCCGGGAGAGCGUCCUCCGCGGGCCCGGGGCCCCCGCCGGGCCUGGCGAGCUCGGCCACCGCGGCGUCGCUGUCCUCCGUGUCCGACUGCAACUCCACGCGCUCCCUGCUGCGCUCCGACAGCGACGAGGCGGCGGCCGCCGCGCCCUCCCCGCCGCCCUCCCCGCCGCCCGCGGCCCCCGCGCCCGGCGGCAACCCCCUGGUGGACCUGGAGCUCGAGAGCUUCAAGAGGGACCCCCGACAGUCGCUCACGCCCACCCACGUCACCGCCGCGCGCGCCGUGAGCCGGGGACACCGGAGAACGCCUUCGGACGGGGCGCUGGGGCAGCGCGGACCGGUGGAGCUCCUGGGCCCGGGCCCUCGAGACCCCCUGGAUUUUCCCCGCCUGCCUGAUCCCCAGGCCCUGUUCCCCUGCCGACGCCGGCCCCCAGAGUUCCCUGGCCGUCCCACCACCCUGACCUUCACCCCAAGACCCCGGCCAGCUGCCAGUCGCCCCCGCCUGGACCCCUGGAAACUGGUCUCCUUUGGCCGGACGCUCAGCAUCUCGCCUCCCAGCAGGCCAGAUACACCGGACAGCCCCGGGCCCCCUAGCGUGCAACCCACGCUGCUGGACAUGGACAUGGAGGGGCAGAGCCAGGACAACACUGUGCCCCUGUGUGGGGCCUAUGGCUCUCACUGAGGCCUGCCCACCACCGCCCGCCUGGGCAGCCAUGAAUGUAGCGCCCCAGGCCCCGCCACAGCCCGCCAUGCUCCACGGCGGGGGAGGUCCUGGGCAGGGUACUCACUAUUUAUUGGGGAAUAGGGAGGGGACACUUAAUUUAUUCCUUUGUACCCCAGGGGGUGGAGCCCUGAGCCCACCCUGCAGUGGGGGGAGGGUGGGCAGGGACACUCAGGGACAGGGCAUCGUGGGGGGUUGGCACAAAGCAGCAUUAAAGGUAACCCCUGCCCCUGCCA